AUGUUUAGUCUUCCUAACUUUGCAGCUCAUUCUGCCUUGUAUAAAAUAGCUAAAAUCAUGGAUAGAAUAUUUUAAUUGUGUGAUAAGUUAAAAAUAGAAAACACAGUAGAAAUCCCUAAGUCAAAUUAAGUAAGAAACUUUUAUUAAUUUUAGAAAUUAAAUAAAACAUUAAAGAACCUUUAUCACAUGAACCUUGAUGAUGAAAUGUUAAUUUUGGCUUUUUAUUUUGUUGACUAGAUCACUAAAAAGCUAAGAAUUUUUCUGAACUUAGAAAAUAGUACUGGAUUAUUAAUUGGGGCAAUUAUAAUUGCUGAUAAGAUUCUUAAUGACUAACCUAGAAAUAUUGAGAAAUACAAAUUAGCAAGUGGCCUCAAAAAAGAAGAACUUAUUUAAUUAGAAAUAUUUUUCUUAGAAAUUUUGGAUUAUAAUUUAUAUGUGACUGAAGAAAACUUUGAAACAUACAAAAAAAGAGUUCAAAAUUAUUGA
This is a messenger RNA of Paramecium sonneborni, 486 nucleotides long. The record is from the annotation of a GenBank genome assembly. NCBI's taxonomy places the organism in Eukaryota, Ciliophora, Oligohymenophorea, Peniculida, Parameciidae.